Messenger RNA from Cladophialophora immunda, 1628 nucleotides. RefSeq lists its product as uncharacterized. The transcript has 4 exons. Bases 149 to 1228 code for a protein of 359 amino acids. Lineage: Eukaryota; Fungi; Ascomycota; Eurotiomycetes; Chaetothyriales; Herpotrichiellaceae. The record is from RefSeq and is a predicted model, not a curated record.
ACACCUGUCUCUGAACAUUUCUAUCUGUUCUACUGACACACCCACCGCAUAUUUCUCUUGUCUUUUGGCCGCCUAUUUUCUGAUCACUGCGACGCGACGUCUUAUCAACCGUCAGCAACAAGACCCAACAACCGCCAUCGCCGUCGCCAUGUCGCCCAAUAAGACCUACAAGGUCCUGACGCCCGAGCAGGUCUCGCACUUCCUGGAGCACGGCUACGUGGUGAUGCCGGGGUGUUUCAGCCGGGCGGCGGCGGCCGAGUGGACGCGCGACGUGUGGACGCGGCUGGGCAUGGACCCGGCGGACAAGACGACGUGGGCGCGCGAGCGCACCAACAUGCCGGAGCACCGGCGGCUGACGGUGGCCGAGUUCGCGCCGCGGGCGUGGGACGCCAUCUGCGACCUGGUCGGCGGCGAGGCGCGCGUGACGGACAAGAGCCGGACGUGGAGCGACUCGUUCAUCGUCAACCUGGGCACCCCCGAGGGCGAGGGCCGGGAGUACCACCCCAAGGAGCUCGAGGGGUGGCAUGUCGAUGGCGACUUCUUCAUCCACUUCCUCGACUCGCCCGAACAGGCACUCCUGGUAAUCCCCUUGUUCACCGACAUCCUCCCCAACGGCGGCGGCACGUGGAUCUGCACCGAAGGACCGGCGCGAAUAGGCCAGUGGCUGUACGACCACCCCUCGGGCGUCACGCCGCACAUGGUCCCAGUCUCCUCACCCCCAACGGAAGGUGAAGGUCAAGGCGAUCCCGGCCUGAAAUUCUUCAACGACACCGUCCAGGGCUGCGCGCCGGCAUCCUUCCACGAGAUGACGGGCCAGGUGGGCGACGUGGUCCUGCUGCACCCGCUGAUGCUGCACACGGCGUCCAAGAACGGGCGGCGGCUGGCGCGCAUCAUCACCAACCCGCCCGUGAGCCUGCGGGAGCCGUUCAACUUUGACCGCCGCGGCGGCGCCGACGAGGGCGAGGGCGACGACAAUGAUGGGAGUGAGGGCGCGUACUCGCUGGUCGAGCUCAAGACGAUCCGCGACCUGGGCGGGCCCGACAGGCUGCGCGGCUGGACCAUCACGGGCGAGCGCCGCGCCGUGGUCCCCGAGCGGCUGCGCGUGCAGGCCAAGUGGAUGGAGGAGGAGAACCGGCGGCUGCGCGAGCGCGGCGUCGAGUAUGCGGACCGCACGCAGACCGAGGAGAUGGUCCAGCAGCAGGCCCAAGGGCUGGUCGCGGUGGCUUGAGGGAGGGAGGGAGAGAGAGAUACCCAUCCAUACCCUGUGGCUUUGAGAGAGAGAAUGUACCCGGGUAUGAAGGGAGGAGAUUUUCUCCUGAUUCACGCAGAGCCAGAAACGCAGAAUGCUAGAUGCUAAGACACAGAGACUGACUGACAUUCUUGACCAAGAGGGCACAUCGUGGAGGAGACGGCCGGUCUGUAAAACGAGGAUGGGGGUUGAAUACGUCUGAUGAAGCACCCACGACCUGGGAUCUGCGGAUCACAUUCACCCUUUUGCGACUGUGAAGCAGUCGGUUAUGGAGAUGUCUUCCAUUCAGCUUGGGCUUGCUAAACGAUCGAAGAUCCAGAGCACUUGCAACAUGGGACUAAAGGGAGUUGCUGCAUGGUCGUCAAGGCCGACAAUGUCG